GCGAGAUUGCACUGGGCUGCUGUUAACCGAUGGCUCCUGCAAUUUCAAGCAGCUUGCUUCCUCUCUGUGCGUGUCUGCUGCUGACACCUGGCUUUGCUGAAGCAGGCAAGCUGCUGGUAGUACCCAUGGAUGGGAGCCACUGGUUUACCAUGCGUCAAGUCGUGGAGAAACUUGUCCACAGAGGGCAUGAGGUGGUUUUAGUCAUACCAGAGGUGAGCUGGUACCUGGAAAGUUCAGUCAAUCUGACGGUAAAGACUUAUUCCACAUCUUACACUCUGGAGGAUUUGAAUCGUGAGUUCCGGAAGUUCUCUGAUUUUCAAUGGAAAGGUCAGCCAUGGAGUUUAUUUUUUAUGUUCAUGAAUUCAUAUAACAAUGUUUUUGACUACUUUUUUUCACAUUGUAAGAGUUUGUUUGAGGACACAAAAUUAGUGAGAUACUUAGAAGAGAGUUCUUUUGAUGCCGUGUUUCUAGAUCCUUUUGACAUGUGUGGCUUAAUUGUAGCCAAAUAUUUUUCACUCCCCUCUGUGGUCUUCACCAGGGGAGUAUUUUGCCAUUAUCUUGAAGAAGGUGCUCAGUGUCCCAUGGCUCUUUCUUACGUUCCUAGAGAUUUAUUAGGGUUCUCUGAUGUCAUGACUUUCGGGCAGAGAGUGUGGAAUCAUAUUCGGCACUUGGAGGAGUAUUUACUUUGCCGCUAUUAUUUCAAAAGUGUUGCAGAAAUUGCCUCUGAGAUUCUCCAGACGACUGUCACAGUGUCUGAUCUCUUCAGCCAAACAUCAAUUUGGUUGUUACGAACUGACUUUGUUUUGAACUAUCCCAAACCUGUGAUGCCCAACAUGGUCUUCAUCGGUGGCAUCAACUGCCAUGAGGGAAAACCGUUGUCAAAGGUAAGUUACUUCUCCUUAAGCAUAUUAAGAAUUAAUGUGGCUUUGCACAUUAAGAAAGAAAAAAAGGUUGCUUACUUCAUUUAUAUCCUUUGCAUUUGUAAUUUCUUUCUGGAUGAACAAAGUAUUUUGUGCAAGUUAACUUAG
Molecule: messenger RNA, 1028 nt
Organism: Hippopotamus amphibius kiboko
Lineage: Eukaryota; Metazoa; Chordata; Mammalia; Artiodactyla; Hippopotamidae
Product: UDP-glucuronosyltransferase 1A10-like
Exons: 1
Coding region: 30-1028 (332 amino acids)
Molecular function (GO): UDP-glycosyltransferase activity
Source: RefSeq, a predicted model, not a curated record